GAAAGGAAACUAUAGUCCGUAUUUAAUUAGUUCCUCCCGUUUUCUUCUAUACAUAUUUUUCAAGUCUUGUCUCAAAUGUCUAACAAGCGAAAGCAGCCAACAGCUAUUCCGCCCCCCUUACAUGUCCACCCCAUCCCGAGUUCAAUCUAGGUCUAGGUCGGCCAAAAUAUUAUUUAUUCUGACCCUAGAUGCAUUGACUUACCAUAGUUGUAUAGCCCUGCACUUGGUCCGCCCUGCUUGUGUGGCAUCCAUCCCGCAUUUUUGGACCCCAUUUAGAUUGCAGUUGAGACGGCUCCUGAUAGGAUCGGGCUAUCUAUUCACGCACAUUCAUACCCAAAUAAUAUAUAGUUUUACAUGUCAAAUCUUGUUGAGUUAUCAUAAAGAGCCACCAAUCCCUUCUUCUUCGAGAUGCGGAUGCCCGGCAGAUCGCACUUAUGUUUCGAUAUCUUCGAGGCAUAGGCGGAUGAUUCCGAGCUAUCCGCACUGCAGAAAAUUAUAUUGGGUUAACAUCUAAUCAAUGGAUUUAAGUGGAAGGAUUUCACGACUUGUUCCGUUUAGAUAUCCUUUAUGUACGCAUGAUACUCACCGGAGUUUUAUCUCGGUACUUUAUGGGCAACACUACAGCAUUUUCCAUGCGACUUAAGGAAGCAAGAUAGAGCUUAGUAAUAAUCUAUGGAUAAUAAAUAUUUUAAUAUUUUAUA
Molecule: messenger RNA, 701 nt
Organism: Hypoxylon trugodes
Lineage: Eukaryota; Fungi; Ascomycota; Sordariomycetes; Xylariales; Hypoxylaceae
Exons: 3
Coding region: 122-514 (130 amino acids)
Source: RefSeq, a predicted model, not a curated record